CUGGGGUGGUGACUGCUGAAGAUAAAUUUUCAUAAUUUUUGAGUAACUGCAGACUAUAUCUGACCUUGGAGAUAAGAGACAGAAGACACAAUCCGAGAACUUGUCCAUAAUUUAAUUAUGCAUAGGAUUUGAUACGAAAACGAACUGAUGGGUGCAACCAACUUGUAAAACAAUGGCAGCAGCAGGAGGCGGUGCUGCAUGGACGAUCACAGGAGAGGAUCGGACCAAGCAUGACUCCCAGUUCUUCCAGCUAAGGCCAGUUAAUGGGUUUGUCACAGGUGACCAGGCCAAAGGCUUUUUCAUGCAGUCAGGUCUACCCACUGUCAUCCUGGGACAGAUCUGGACACUUGCUGAUAUGAACAAUGAUGGCAAGAUGGACAAGAAGGAGUUUUCUAUUGCCAUGCAUUUGAUCAAGAAGAAGCUACAGGGCUAUGAGCUACCCAAGUCUCUGCCAGCCUCACUGAAGGCUGAUCCAGUACCCCCUAUGAUAGGGUCCUUUGGCGGCAUGUCCGUAGCUGGCCCAGGAAUGAUGAUGGGGUCGAAGCCAAGUGGUGUGAUGGGUCAAGCAGCUAUGCCAGCUAUUGGCAGUAUGGCCCCAACAGCAAUGGUCGCCAGUCCUAUGACAAUGCCGGUCAUGUCUAAUGGAGUGGCCCCACCCAUGUCCCAAGCUGGAUUUGGAAUGAUGGGAAUGCCAACUGGAAUGGAUGGUAAACCUAGGGCUGGAUCCUUCACUGGAAAUCCUCCACAACCAAUGGCUGUUGGACAAAUGAGUUCUUUUGCUAUGCCCCACCCAAGUAGACUCAAGUACACUCAACUGUUUAAUACCAAUGACAGGAACAAACGAGGAAGUCUUACAGGUGUUGAGGCCAGGGCAAUCUUUCUACAGACUGGUAUACCACAGCCAAUCCUGGCCCAGGUUUGGGGUCUCUCAGAUAUAGACAAGGAUGGAAAGCUCACCUGCGAUGAGUUUUGUAUAGCCAUGCACCUGAUAGACUUAGUUAAGAUGGGCGUAGCGCUGCCUCCAACACUGCCUCCAGAGCUACUACCCACCAAGGGUCGCUCAGGCAGCUUUGGUCCCCCACAAGUUAACCAGGCACAUCAACCUAUCCCAGGAAAACCCAAGGAUGCGUUUGAUGACCUGUUAGGGACAAUGGGUAUGCCACCUCCUCAGCCUUUGCAGCCCCAGGUCAAUAAUAACACAAUCCAGGAACCAGAGGAAGACCUGUCACAAGUGACAUUUGAAGACAGACGAAAGGAAAACUUUGCUAAGGGUCAAGCAGAACUGGACCGUCGGCGACAAGCCCUACAGGACCAGAUGAGGAGGGAACAGGAGGCUCGCAUGCAGAAGGAGAGACAGGAGCAGGAGAAAAAGGAACGCAUUAGGCAAGAACAAGAAAUGAAACGACAGAUGGAACUAGAGAAACAAAUGGAAAAACAGAGACAGAAUGAACGAGAAAGAGAAGAACAGCGUCAGAAAAUAAUGGAACAAAGAGAGGCUGCUAGACGUGAGUUAGAGCGUCAGAGGCAGAUGGAAUGGGAACGACAGAGGAAAGAACAGCUACUAGCAGAGAAACGUAGAGAAUAUGAGCAGUUGGGGAACCUUAAGUCUCGCUCAAGUAACCUGAAGUGUGAGCUGGAAUCACAGGAAGGGAGAAAGACAGAAAUAACACAGAAAAUCUCUCAAGUUCGUAAUGGAGUGACAGAUUUCACAGGAAGUAUAGAGUCUAUGCGAGGCAAAAGAGAUACCAAAAUGUCCGAAAUAGACCAGCUACAAAAUGAACUACAGCUACUUAACCAGAAUUACCAACGUGUUCAGCAAGAGAGGGAACAGUUACAUAUUCAGAUGCAGACAACUGUCCAGAGCAACCCUCUGUCGGAAACUCACCGAACAGUAUUACACAGUGUGGAACUGAAGAAAACAACCAUACAGAAGAUGAAGAAAGACCUGGAACAGAUAGAGAGGGACACAGAAUGCCAACUUCAAGAGAUAGAUAACAACAACUCUGAUCUCAGUGAACUAAAUACCAAGCUGAAAGAUCUCCAGAAUGAAUUGAUUACACUUCAGACACAGCAGGCCUCAAAUCAACAGAAAAGUAAAUCAGAGGCAGACAAUGCCAGUAAAUUAAAACAAGAUAAAUUACGUAAAGAACUAGAGGCCCAGAGAUUGAGGGAGGAAAGUGAAAAGAAGGAAAAACCUGCAACAACAAGUGACGGAAGUUCCUGGUUUGCUUUUGGCAAUGAAAACAAAACAACAGAAAGUAAUCAGGAUGAUAUAUGGAGUAGUGCAUUCAGCUCAGAGAAUUUAAAAGCUGCAGAGAACAAACAAGACAUAUGGGCAUCAGCCUUUUCUAGUCAGUCAAACACAGUAUCCACUGAUGCCAAGAAAACCAAAUACAAAGUCUUGUACCAGUUUGAUGCCCGGAACCAAGAUGAAUUAGGGUUAACGCCUGGUGAAAUUAUCAUGGUGCCAGAAGAUCAGAGUGGUGCAGAGCCAGGAUGGAUGGGAGGGGAAAAGAAUGGCAAAACAGGCUGGUUCCCCAAAGAUUAUGUAGAAAUUUUAAAAGAGGAUGCCCCAUCUAGUCAGUUUUCUGUGAUGGAUGCCUUUAGUGGUGCUAUAACGUCGACUCAGAGUUCUGUACCAGUACAAAUCACGCCAGCAGAGAACAAAGCUGCGUCCUCAACACCACCUGCCAAGUUUGUUGAUGACUCUUCCUUCUCCGUGGUACAAUCUAAACCAAUUGCACCAUCACCUACUCCUGGUCAGGGCACUGCAGCUCCCGACGGGCUCCAGGCUCAGGCUCUCUAUCCAUGGAAGGCUAAAAAGGACAAUCACCUCUCCUUCAACAAAGGUGACAUCAUUGUUGUGAAGGAGCAGCAGGAAAUGUGGUGGUCUGGCGAGUUGAAUGGACAGGUUGGUUGGUUCCCGAAGUCUUACGUGAAGUUAAAAGGUACUGCGCUAGCUGGAUCUAAUAGAAGUUCCAGGUCCCAGACGCCCACUCUGGCUGCUGAACAGGUCGAUGGUGGAGGCAGUGCUAGGUCCACACCCCAGUUACCUGCCCCUGCUCCAGAAGGCGAGAGCUAUGUCGCAAUGUACAACUAUAGCUCGGCAGAAUCGGGAGAUUUGAAUUUUAACCAAGGUGACAUCAUCAUGAUAACGAAGAUGGAAGGAGAUUGGUGGACAGGUUCAAUCGGAGAUAAAUCUGGAGUAUUCCCAGCUAACUAUGUCAAAAAGUCAGAUGUACAGAUUGCUUCUGACGGUUUUGGUUUGCCUGGUAACCUAUUUAACUCAGAGUGUAAUCCCCCAGUACAAGCAGUAUUAGAGAGUGCUGCAGCUGCUGUAUUUGACCAAAAUCUGGCUUCCAACACUCCAUCACAGUUUCCUCAACCUACUUUUGAUAUGUUUGAUUCAAAGAAAGAAGUGUCAACCAAUGAAUCAUCUGAAAAUGCUGGGGGAUUAGAUACAAACUUUGACUCUUUUGGUGUUGAAUCAAAGAAAACAUCACGGGAGAUGGCAUUUUCUGAUCCGUUUGGAGAUGAUUCUAUCAAAACAGGGGAGACACAAUUUUCUGCUCUUUUUGGAGGUGAUUCAAUCAAAGCAGGGGAGAAACUAUUUUCUGAUCCUUUUGGAGGUGAUUCUAUCAAAGCAGGAGAGAAACCAUUUUCUGAUCCUUUUGGAAAUGAUUCGAGCAUAGCAGGGGAGACACAAUUUUCUGCUCUUUUUGGAGAUGAUUCUAUCAAAACACCAGGAGAUGCAUCAUUUUCAGAUCUUUUUGGAGGUGAUUCUGUCAAAACAGGGGAGACACAAUUAUCUGAUCCUUUUGGAGGUGAUUCCAUCAAAACAGCAGGAGAUGCACCAUUUUCUGAUCCUUUUGGAGGUGAUUCUAUCAAAGCAGGGGAGAAACCAUUUUCUGAUCCUUUUGGAAAUGAUUCCAGCAUAGCAGGGGAGAAACCAUUUUCUGAUCCUUUUGGGGGUAAUUCUAUCAACACACAAGGGAAGGCAAUAUCUUUUGAUCCUUUUGGAGAUGACUCCAGUAAAACUAAAGGGGAAAUGUCAUUUUCUGAUUUUGGUAACUUCAACUUUGGUGGUCCGUCAUCUGUGACUAGUUUGUCUGUUGGUCAGGAUGCGCCAAUAACAAAAUCUGACAAGGAUGAUGUGCCACCACCUCUGCCUCCAGUGAGGCGGAAAAGGUCGGGAGCAAAGCAAACAAAAGAAUUGAUGGCUUUAGCACUUAUCACACAGCCAGGACAGGUAACUCCUCCUAGCAGUGCAGUGAAUACUGAAAAUGUUGAUCCGUUUGCUAACAAUGCAAUAUUUCCCAAUACACAUCAGGGGCAAGGGUCCAGCACUGAUGGUAAAGUUGGUAGUCCUGGACAGAAAGAUCCUUUUGCAGGAGAAGAUCCUUUUGCUAAUGGAGAUAAUACUGCUGCGACGAUGUCUGGCCCAUUUGCAGAUAUUCAAAAUGAUUCAACUGGGGGCUUGGGCACAGGAACUGACCCAUUUGCGGGAACAGACCCAUUUGAAAAUGCAAGGAGUAAUGAGCUGUUCGGAGAUACUGGUAUCACGGGUGGAAAAGAGAUACUGGAUGGUGUAAAUAGUCAAAAUAAAUCUGGAGAAACACUGGCUGAUCCAUUUGGAAGUGAUGACCCAUUUGCUGGUACAGAAAAUAAACACAUGAGUGAAGUUUUAGCAUUAGGUAGAAAUCUAAUGUCCCCCAACACUGACCAAGAGGUUUCUAAUGCAUUUGCAAAUGUUCUAACAGAAGGUGCCAACAGCUUCAAUUUGAAUCCUGCUCCAGCAGCUUCCACGUCACAAAGUAAAUCUGGCUCACUACCUUUGAAAAAACCAGAGAUAGCAUCAGUGAUAGCCUCAUACACUGCCACCGGUCCAGAACAACUCUCACUGCAACCAGGACAACUUAUACAGGUUCGCAAGAAAAGCCCUAGUGGAUGGUGGGAAGGUGAACUCCAGGCGAGGGGACAGAAGCGUAAAAUUGGUUGGUUUCCUGCUAAUUAUGUGAAAUUGUUAGGGGCAUCCAGUAAACCAUCAACACCUGACACCACCCUACAGGCUCAAAGUGGCUCCUCUUCUCCGGCAUCCACGAUAAACAGAACUAAUACUCCCACCAUACCUCCACCACAACUGGGAAGUCAACCAACACAGCCAGAGGUCAAGUACAUUGACCAGGUGGUGGCCCUGUAUCCGUACACAGCACAGAAUGACGAUGAGCUGACAUUCCAUAAUGGAUCUGUGAUAAACGUCAUCAGUAAGGAUGACGCAAACUGGUGGUCCGGAGAAUGUAACGGCCAGAGUGGCAUGUUUCCCUCCAACUAUGUUGACGCUCUCACUACUUCACCCCCACAGGAACCAACAUGGUCCAGUGAUCCGGCGGUGUUAGCUGAGACAUCGGCUCAGGAGAGUAAACGACAGAACUAUGUCCAUGAAUUGAUAAACACAGAAAUUACAUACAUGGAUGACAUGUCAGUCGUCCUGGAUGUGUUCCAUAAACCAUUACUGGAGGGCAAUGGUAUGACAGAGGAGGAAUUGGCGGCCAUCUUUGUCAACUGGAAUGAGUUAAUCGUGUGCAAUACAAAGUUAUCAAAAGCUAUGAAGGUUCGAAGAAAGAUGCGUGGAAAAGGUCAGGUGAUCCGUGUGAUAGGAGACAUUUUAUGUGAAAGCUUGCCACACCUGACACCCUAUAUCCGGUUCUGUAGCUGCCAACUCAAUGCUGCAGCUCUCCUUCAACACAAGACAGAAAACUCACCUGAGUUCAAAGAACUUCACAAGAAAUGUGUGACAGAUCCACGGACUAAGGGCAUGCCGCUUAGUAGCUUCCUCCUGAAACCAAUGCAGAGGAUCACAAAGUACCCGUUAAUGAUAGGAAAGAUCUUACAGUACACUCCAGUGGGUCAUCCUGAUCACCAGAAUUUGAUGGAUGCCUUGUCCAAAGCCGAGGAACUGUGUAGCCAGGUCAAUGAGGGCGUUAGGGAGCGGGAAAAUUCUGACCGCCUCGAGUGGAUUUUUAGUCAUGUCCAGUGUGAUGGUCUACCAGAAAAAAUUACAUUUAACUCGGUAACAAACUGCCUGGGGCCAAGGAAGUUAUUAUAUCAGGGCACGUUGUAUAAGAAUAAAAGUAACAAGGAGCUGGUUGGUUUCCUGUUUAACGACUUCCUGUUGCUGACAGUUCCUCUGACCAGUUCCACGUCAGUGUUCGUGUUUGACCCCAAAGCAAAGGCUCAAUACAAGAUGUAUAAGUCGCCAAUUUUCCUGAAUGAAGUGAUGGUGAAGAAGAAUACAGAUGAAGAUUCUGAAACCUGUCAGUUCCAGCUGUCACAUGUAGACAGAGUGUUCAACUUGCGAGCUACGAACCAGACAGAACGAGAUGCUUGGUGUAAGAAUAUGGAGGCCGCAUCUCGUCACUAUCUGGAAACGGAGAAAAGGAAACGCGAGAAAACUCACCAAUCUGUCACUAAGGCCAACGUUGUUGGUCGCCUCCUGGUCAUUAUCACCGAGGGUAUAAACCUCACACCCUCACAGGACGGAAAAAGUGACCCAUUUUGUGAAGUUAGCAUGGGAGUUCAAGAACACAAGACCAAGGUCAUCAAUUCAACUUUGAACCCUAAGUGGAACCAAUCAAUGCAGUUCACCAUCCGAGAUGUAGAACAGGACGUCCUGUGUAUCACAGUGUUUGACAGAGAUUUGUUUUCUCCUAAUGAUUUCCUGGGACGGACAGAGAUAUGUGUGAAGGAAAUUAUGGACGAGAAUAAAACAACUAAAGGACCAAUCACAAAGCGACUACUAUUACACGAGGUCAGCUCGGGCGAGGUGCUGGUGAAACUAGACCUCCAACUUUAUGACAAGGACACGUAAUAGUAACACAGGAUGUCACACCCUAGGCAUUACCGCGUGUAAUGUUACAGGGUCUAGACUUUAUGAUGUGUGAGAACUCCAGUCCAGAAAUUAUAUAGAUGUCACAUGUCCAUUUUGUCUAAAUUUAGUGGUGUGUGAAAACUCAGUCCAGAAACUUUGUAGAUGUCAAAUGUCUAUGUACUUUAUAUUUUGAAUCAACUUUCUUAGAUUUGUUGUGAAGAUUUUGUGAAAAAAAAAUGGCCUCAUUCAAAAAGCUUUUAGAUAUAUUGGAAUAUUUUUAAAUCUUCAUGUGAUGAUCCAGAUUGUGAUAAGUCUUAUUGUUACUAGUUUUUUU
Messenger RNA from Pecten maximus, 7202 nucleotides. RefSeq names its product intersectin-1-like. The record is from RefSeq and is a predicted model, not a curated record. Gene Ontology annotation, biological process: positive regulation of Rho protein signal transduction. NCBI's taxonomy places the organism in Eukaryota, Metazoa, Mollusca, Bivalvia, Pectinida, Pectinidae. Gene Ontology annotation, molecular function: protein binding; calcium ion binding; guanyl-nucleotide exchange factor activity.